AUGAGAAGGCGAUCGGUCUGGUCAUCAUCAUUGCCAUCGCCUCCAAGCCACCACCAUACUCCCCGCAAGCCACUGACUUCAUCUGCAGGGUCAAAAAAUGAAAGUGAUCCCAAUCCAAUUUUUAUUGAACCUCAUGUUGUUGCACAACCAAUUUCUGUUGCAUCUCCUAUUUCUGCACAACCAAUUUUUGUUGCACCUCCUGCUGCUGCAAAUUUGAGACUUCGUGUUAAGGACAAAAGAGAACAAAAACUUUCAAAAUCAAGGAGAUCACCAUACAAAAUGUGUGUGAUUGACUUAAAGAACGCCCCGACACAAGAGGAAGAAAAUGUAUCUGAGUGGCUAUUCAACAUUCAAGGAGAUGUAUAUUCUGUAGAUGUACCGUCUGACACAAAGUAUGCGCCUGUUUUGAAUAAUCUGCAAAUGCAAUGGUUGAUAAAAAAGUGGCGACAUACAUACUCGACUUUCCAUGGAAGACAAUAA
Lactuca virosa is the source of this 480-nucleotide messenger RNA. The record is from the annotation of a GenBank genome assembly. Lineage: Eukaryota; Viridiplantae; Streptophyta; Magnoliopsida; Asterales; Asteraceae.